AUAUCGAUUUUCUCAUCGCUUGAACUAUCGAACAUAUCGAUAAUAAAAAUUAAUAGAGUUGCCACCUUUUAGGAUAAUAACAAUUUGCUAACCUAUGUGAUUCGGGAUUUGUGGCAUAAAAAUGCAGUCACAAUUAUUAAAUCAAAUGCACACAGCUGAUAAAUUAUCCGAAGAGCCCUGGCCAGAGGAUGCCACACUCUAUCAGCCAUUUGACGCAGAGCAAAUCCUUUUGCCGGAGAAUGCCAGUUGUUUGGCUGUGAAGGCAUAUUUGAAGAUGUGUGGUUUGCCCUUCAAUAUUCGAUGCUGCGGCAAUGCAGAGAACAUGUCUCCGGGUGGACGAAUGACCAAGUUGCCGUUCUUACGGGCAGGCGCAUUUAUUUUCGCCGAGUUCGAACCUAUUGUCAAUUUUAUUGAACAAAAGGAUAUGGCUAUUGGCAGCUGGCAAGAUCCCGAUGAGAAAGCUGAUAUGCGUACUUAUGUAUCUCUAGCUGAAAAUAUUUUCACCAUGGCCGAGUUGUAUAUAAGCUUUAAGAAUGAACGCGUCUACAAAGAGGUCACAGCUCCGCGCAACGGCAUAGUCUUUCCCUGGCCACUGAGUCAAAUCCAAAACUAUACAAAGCGUCGCAAUGCCCUGCGACUGCUUAAGGUAUAUCAGUGGAAUGAUUUGGAUAUUAAACAUGUCAUCGAAAAAGUAUCAAAAUGCUGCGAGACACUCGAGUAUAAGCUCAAGGAGUCACCCACAACGCCCUUCUUUUAUGGCGAUCAACCCUGUGAAUUGGAUGCCAUUGCCUUUGGCCAUCUAUUUAGCAUUUUGACUACAACAUUGCCCAAUAUGGCAUUGGCCCAUACAGUGCAAAAGUAUAAGCAUUUGGUCGACUUUUGCGUUUUCAUUGAUGACAAAUACUUUCAGAGCAAACAAAUUAAAAUUUCCCACUAAAUUUUCGAUUCAAAUUGUUAAAUAGUUUUUUUUUAUCUUAAAGAAAGUAGUUAACAAAAUUACAAAAUUGCAAUAAGUCAUUAAAAACUUCAA
Molecule: messenger RNA, 1030 nt
Organism: Drosophila willistoni
Lineage: Eukaryota; Metazoa; Arthropoda; Insecta; Diptera; Drosophilidae
Product: metaxin-2
Exons: 3
Coding region: 122-937 (271 amino acids)
Biological process (GO): mitochondrion organization
Cellular component (GO): SAM complex
Source: RefSeq, a predicted model, not a curated record